This is a messenger RNA of Trypanosoma brucei brucei TREU927, 1284 nucleotides long. RefSeq lists its product as hypothetical. Bases 1 to 1284 code for a protein of 427 amino acids. NCBI's taxonomy places the organism in Eukaryota, Euglenozoa, Kinetoplastea, Trypanosomatida, Trypanosomatidae. The record is from RefSeq and is a predicted model, not a curated record. The transcript has a single exon.
AUGGUCUACCCCUUUUCCAAGCAGCCCGACCACUUCAGGGAGCGCCGAAGCUUGCUGCUUCCUCUAUCUUUAGUUGCUGGUUCGUUGUUUUUUGGGGUGAGACUUUACAAGUGGUGGAGUGAAUACCGCGAGUCCAUGGAGGAUGAACAGCUGUUUGGAGAGACUUCAGCGUCACCACUCCUUAGUUUGGACGGAGGGUUCCCCCCGAAGGUUCAAUCUCAGACGUUGAGCGCCCGCGAGGGCAGUGGAUUCGAAUGCAGCAGCGGCGUUCUUACUCAGGAGGAGCGCGGUGAGGCGCUGCGGUUGGCGCGGAUGCUUUUAGGUGAAACACCCAUCAGUGACUCAAGCUCUCUUGGGUCUGGGGAGAGUUCUGACUCAGGUGUCACCGACGUUUCACUCAACUACCAAAUUGCCGUAGAGUUGGAGAGGGAGGCUCGUGACAGUCUCACUGAGGCAGUGGUUCAGGGGGAAGUGGCCAGAGCUGCCGCCCGAGGCAGGCCAUUGACACUUGCAGAUUAUUCGACCGUGUUGCCGUUGGUUGUGGAGUAUCUUGAGGUGUCAAUGGACCGUGAAGAGCUUCGCGCGCGUCGUGCCGCCAAGCGUCUCGUGGAUCAACAAAAUGGAGGACUGAGAUUUAGUUCUGGCGCCGGAAGGCACGGCCCCGACGAUUUUUUCAUCAAUGAUGUAGAUGAGAUCAGUCGCCGCGUGGCGCAGAUGCGCUCGGCGGAUAUCAGCAAAGCAUGUGCAGAUUUGUUUUCGCGAUCUGAAGAGAUGGACCGGCUACUAAGAGCCCCAGCAAACAAUCGCUGGGACGAUUGCAUGGAGAUGGAUUGGGGUGGUGACGACGAGGCCGACUUGAUGGCAUACCUUGACCAGGAUGAUUCGGCGGGUUACGCUAAUCGUGCAGAGGCCCGUGUGGGGGCUCAGCUUCAGCGUGACCUACGAACGUUCGACGAUGAAGAGAUGUAUGACGAUGAUGCGCAGGAAGAGGAGAGUGAGGACCUCGAUGAUGAAUUGGAGAAGGCCGACUUCGAGCGUAUGCUCUUAAGCAAGCUUUACUUGCUUGCAGAAAGUGUGGGAAUGGAGGAUGCAGCUUGCGAGUGUCGAGCAAAGAGACAUAAAGAGGGUGAGGCGUUGGGUUUUGGGGGAGGAGAGCCAAGGCAACCUGAUACUGUUGAUGAUUUGGAGGAGGAUCAUUUGCAGAUAAGUGAUGAUGCGGACAGCGACACUUGGGAGACGGAGGGAGAUUUUGAGGAGGAAGAGGUUGAAAGUUCCGGGGGUUAA